AUGUCAACAACAGCGAAGAGCAGCAGUAAACCACUGCCCAAAUCCAAAGUACAAACUUAGAGUUUAAUAAUGAACGUCAAUUAAGCUGAUUAAAUGCUUGCAAAUGCCAAUAUUAUCAGUGAUGCUGGUGGAAAAAAUUAGAUUCAAAUGAAAUCAUUUUUGUUUCAAGAGUCAAGCAAGUAUCAAGACACUAGUCUCAAUUCGUAUCAAACUUCCUAAAUCAGUCAGGCCUCCAGACCUAAGCAAGACUUGAACAAGAAUUAUCAAACGAAUAAUCGAAAUUAGAAUCAGCCAGCCAACAUAAAGCAAGGUCAGAAGCCGAAUAUCACAAAUAAAAGCCCCUCUCCAGGUAGAAUUAUUCCUAUGAAGCAAAUUAAGAUUGUCCAUUCUCCCUAGCCGAGUGUAAGCAAUAAUAACAUAAGUAACGUAUCACCAUUACUUUACGCUAAAAAUAAUAAAAAUGCCUCCCCAAAUCUGACUCAUCAACCCAACAACAAAGCUCACUUAAAUAUUAGCUUUGGAGUGCAAAUCUCACACUUUGAAAAUCAGGAUGCAGCAUCAGUGAAUAAGAGCAAUUCAUAAUUUGUGACAUUAUCAUCAUAGUAAUCUACUUAACAUCAGCAAUUAAAAGAAAAAGCGCAUUAGAGAAGGAGAUCGGGUUAUAGUUCAAGAUAGUAGUCAAUAUAUGAAGCUCCACAAAACCUCAACGUCUCCAAAUUUGAAGAAGCAGAUGUUCUUAGGUAAGAUGAGGAAGAAGAGGAAUGCCAUAUUUCAGAUGAAAAUGAUGAAAAGCCAAAGUCAGUAGCCCCUCUCUAGACCUAAGAUAAAAAACGUAUAAGUGAAUUAGAUGAGGAUUCAAACCACAGAUUCUUGAACCAGGAUACAUCAAAAGUAAACACAACUGCAAAUAAUACUCCAAUGUUAUAAAAGUAAACAUUGGAGGAAUAACUAAGGAAAAGCCUGACAGACUUUUGUGAAAAUACUAAAAACAAUCCUAAGAGAACCUCAAGAAAUAGUAAAAGUAGAAAUAAUCAGGGUCCCACAAUGGUAAACGAUAUGUAAACAGCUAGUGUUUAGAUAUUCUAACCAGCAGAUCUUCUAACUGAACUAUCCAAUCAAUAAUCUCUACCCUCAACAGGGAGCAUUAUUCAUUCUCAUACUCCUCUUAUCAAUGAUGGUAAAAGCUUCUUUCUUAACAAGGUAAAAACUAACACUAACAAAACUGUCAACCUAAAUGCUAACUUUGCAACACAGUCAACAACAAUAACCUAAUCAAACUUAAACCAACUUGAUCGAUAAACAUUCCUAUUUAAUCCAACUAAGUCAUUUACAAAUCAAAAUUAUAAUUCAUAGAUGAAUCAACUAAAUCCAGCUCCCAGCCAUAGAUCCAAUAGUAAUAAUAGCGGCACAUUUGAUUAAGAAAUGAAAAAGCAUGGAUUGAUGAAUGAUCUUAAGAAACUUGAUAGCUUUAAUUAAUUCAUAGAAAAACAUUCACCUCAAUAAACCAGGUAAAAUUCUUGUAGCUACAUUGGAGAUAACUUUGGCGGAGAUGGUAGUUGUGAUAGUUUAAGAAGUCCAUAUAUUCAGCAAGCUAAGUUUAAGAGAGCUGGAAGUGGUGAUCUUGUGCACAACAAUAAUCUUACUAAUAGCAAUUUUAGUCUAAGUAACUUCUAAAAACUUGAGGAUACUCAGCAAGAUAACAGUAAAAAUUAGACAGGGUUCUAAUUUCCAUUCCAAAGAAGAGCACGAAGUAACAGUCCGCCAAAGCAGGUUAUAGUAUAAAAUGUAAUAUAGCAAAAACUAAAUGAAUGCAUGAGUCCCUCAAAUAAAGGAGUGCUUGGAGGAAACUUCAAUGGCAGUAUUAUAGAAUCACAGAUAUCUGUUGAUCAGAGCUGUUAAUCUGUAAUCAUUCAAAAUAUAGGAAAAAGAGCUGGACCUAUCAAGGUGUAAUAGAAUGCUAAUUUCUUAUUUGGAACUAAUAAUCAAAAUAAUAAUAACAAUAGCUUAGGGUAAAACGAUUGGGAUUUCAAUAAUUUUGUAUCUGGAAAUAACAAUUAAGCUGCCCUUAAUUCAUUACUUUAGUCUCCUAAGUAUCAUCAACUAGCUUAGGCAGUAUAAAUGUAUUUAAAUGGUGAUUAUCAAAAGAUUUUGGUAUAAGAGUAAAAAGAUGGUAAUGAGUCAAGUGACGAGUUAGCAGAUACAUCAUGUGACCCUGACUAAAUGAUGAAACACAGUCAGGACGUUGAUGAAUGGCUACUUGGAGGAGCAAGUGACAAUAGUAAUACCUUUUUAAAAUCAAAUUCACAGCAUAGAUUGAUGGAUCAAGAUAAUGAAGACUCAAUUAUAAUGAAAAAGAUUGAGGAAAACAGGAUAAAGCAGCAAUAGUCAAACGUUGAAAAAACCUAUAUAAUUGAUGAUAUCGAUGAAGUAGCUCCCUAAGAGUAGUAACAACUAGAUAAAUAUCAAUAGCAGAAAGCAUACAUACAAGACUUUAAGGAUAGGAGAGUAACCACUGUGGUAGAACAGUAAACAUGGGAAGAUAUGGAAGAUGACUAUGAUGAGUCUAAUGAGCAAAAUAUACUAAAGUAAUAUGAACAAAUGAGAAAUAGUUCUUCAGGUGAUAAAACUCUUAAGUCAUUUGAGGGAAGCACUAACAACUCGCCAGAUAUUUAAAUACAAUCGUCUGAGUUCAAACUUGGAUCUCUUGGAGUAAUCAAUGAAUGCUAGGAAAAUGUUAUAGAUGAAAAUGAAGAGCUUAUUAAGACCUCAGAUCUAGCAAAUUAUGGUGGGAACUAGUUAGAAUCCCAAAGGUCAAUGACUAAUGGCAAAAUGAGUCUUUCAAAUUCUUAAUUGACAUCUGACUCUUGCAAGGUUAGGGACGAUGAUGAAGCUAGCUGCUUUGAUGAUUGGAUGUAUAAGACUUUUGAUAACUCGAAAGCAUUCAAUAAAGUCCUCAAAAGCUCAGCUUCUAGUUCUAAGCUCUCAAGCACACUUUAAUAGCCUCUUUAAUCUCAAGUCAAAGGCAGUUUAUAAUAGCUGAACAAUAAUAGCCGUAAUGUUCAAUCCCAGAUGAACUAGCAUAAAUCGCAGUAAACUCUUCAGUCCAGUAGUUGCUAGUAAAUUACUACGAUUUCAAAAGUUGAGGCACCUAAGGAGUUGAUCAUCAAUAAUAAUUCUUCUAAAAAAGCAGGAUAAACUUUUGUCUCACGAUAAAAGUAAGACAUCCCAGCAACUACAAGUGCUUUAAAGAAUAUCACCACAAAGCAAGAGCAAGAUAAAAAUAAAAUACAAUUGCCAAGAUAAUCACCAAGAGAGGUGAAAAUAGACUUGGUCAUUCUUUAGAGCGACUAAGGUAGUGCUUAGUCUAAAAAGCAAUAAUAGCCUGCUAAAAAUGAUAAGAAGCCUCCCACUUCAACAACAAGUUUAAGUGGACAUUAGCCAAUAAAGAGAAGCCCAACCAUCAAGAACAACAAAGAGAAUAAAACUGGAUAAAAUCCAUUGUUAUAUUCUUCAGUUUCCUAAAACCUAGCCACUAAAAUGGAAAUAAUUCAAUAACCGAAGCAAAGUCAACCCAACAAAUUUAUGAGUAAGAACAAGUAAAGCCAAUCAUAAUCAUGUUCAUAGCAAUAGCAUGAUAAAAGGACUUCAAGCUAGAUUAAUAAAAAAUAAUCUGAGCCCUUACCUUCUUCUCAACAUCAAUCAAAGCCUUAGUAGCCUCAUCCGAAACAACCAUCUCCUAAAAAAACUUUAUCCUCAUAAUAACUACAUUAGCAAUAGCCACCUCAGGUACUAUCUGAUAAAUUAUUCUCGCCCACCUAAUAAAAUCAAUCUGCUAGUAAUGGACUGGCAACGAAUUCACUUGCAGGUAGUCAUAAACGCUAGACCAGUGGAAGUGGACACAGACAUAGACGUACUCAGUCUACUGCAUUUGAUCCGAAUUUCCUUGAUCAAAUAAGGAAUUCUGAGUUCGAUCCAUCUCAAAUGCUAUGA
Messenger RNA from Stylonychia lemnae, 3990 nucleotides. The record is from the annotation of a GenBank genome assembly. Lineage: Eukaryota; Ciliophora; Spirotrichea; Sporadotrichida; Oxytrichidae.